AUGGGAGUGGUUCAAAAUGAACACGAGAUUCGGGAAGAGCUGAAGAAUGAGUUGACUUCGUUGGUUAAUGAAGUGGAUUUGAUUCCCGAGUUGGAUCGGAUGUUGGAUGAUUUCAUUGAGAACAAAACGUGGAACGAGGACACCCAAGAACUAUUCACUCGUGUCGUUUUGAAACCCUUUAAGACAUUGAGAACAGCUCUGUUGGUAGUGGAUUUUCAGAAUGACUUCGUUUCCGGAAGUUUGAGUAUUAAGGAAGGAGACGCUGAACAAGAUCCGUUGGAAGCCCUUCCCCAUGUCAACAAUUUACUUCAAAACUUGAAUUGGAAUGUGAUUGUUUACUCUCAAGAUUGGCAUCCAUCCAAUCAUAUUUCAUUUUUCGAACACGCAAGAAAUCCUGAUAGAGAAUUAGCUCCGGAGGAUAAAAGUCGGAAACUGAGACCGUUCGAUAUUGUGAGAUUCGUUAAACCAGUUUCCACUAUUCAGGUUUUGUAUCCGAGUCAUUGUAUUCAAGGAGGAUGGGGAUCUCAAUUGCAUUUGGGGCUUCAGCGUGUCGAAGGAGCUCACUACAUCAAAAAAGGGGCGGAUGUCUAUGUGGAUGCUUACAGUGCGUUCAGUGACAAUUGUGGAAUCAAACAAUCAGAAUUGGAAAUGUUACUUCGUAAAAACGACAUAAAUGCAGUGAUUGGAUGUGGAUUGGCAUAUGAUAUUUGUGUGAUGCACACCCUGAAAGACGCCUCGAAACAUGGAUUUUUGACUUGUAUUGUCAAAAGUGGAAGCAAAGGACUCUCCUCACUGAAAAUGGACGAGGCUAACAAGAUGUUUCAGAAAAGGGGCGUGGCUAUUAUUGAUGACGAAAUGGCUCAAUUGAUAUCGAGAAGAGAGGCUUUUCCGAUUGAAUGGAUCCGUCUCCUCGUUCAUCAAGCACACAACGAACUCCAUGGAAAGAAAUAA
Molecule: messenger RNA, 951 nt
Organism: Caenorhabditis remanei
Lineage: Eukaryota; Metazoa; Nematoda; Chromadorea; Rhabditida; Rhabditidae
Exons: 8
Coding region: 1-951 (316 amino acids)
Source: RefSeq, a predicted model, not a curated record